Mangifera indica (mango) is the source of this 1716-nucleotide messenger RNA. Its product is annotated as pentatricopeptide repeat-containing protein At2g42920, chloroplastic-like. The transcript has a single exon. The record is from RefSeq and is a predicted model, not a curated record. Gene Ontology annotation, biological process: RNA modification. Lineage: Eukaryota; Viridiplantae; Streptophyta; Magnoliopsida; Sapindales; Anacardiaceae. Gene Ontology annotation, molecular function: protein binding; RNA binding. Bases 50 to 1657 code for a protein of 535 amino acids.
UUUCCACAAAAGGAUAAACCUCAAGGAAAACAAGAGCCAUAAGAAAAAAAUGGCAGCUUGUAGUUGCUGGUCACAAAUUCCGUAUCCGUUACCAACUUCCAGCAGCAAAUUUAUCUUGGAUCAACCGUAUCUAUCAAUGCUGGAUAAGCACUGCACCUCCAUGAAAGACCUGAGAAAGAUCCAUGCCCAUCUCAUCAAAACUGGCCUUGCCAAAGACCCUAUCGUUGCUAGCCGUGUCUUGGCCCUUUGCACCUCUUCAGCUGGUGACAUCAAUUACGCAUACUUACUCUUCUCAAAAAUAGAAAAGCCAAAUCUCUUUAUUUGGAAUUCUAUGAUUAGAGGCUUCUCUCAGAGUUCAACUCCAGAGUAUGCUGUGUAUCUUUUCAUUGACAUGUUGGUUACUUCGAGUGUUCAACCACAGAGGUUGACUUAUCCUUCAGUUUUCAAGGCAUAUUCUCAACUGGGUUUAGCCCAUGAUGGAGCUCAACUUCACGGUAGAGUUGUAAAACAGGGUCUUGAAUUUGAUCAGUUUAUUCGUAACACUAUUAUUUAUAUGUAUGCCAAUUGUGGAUUUUUAAGUGAAGCAAGGAGAUUGUUUGAUGAAGAAGUAGAAUUUGAUUUGGUUGCCUGGAAUUCAAUGAUCAUAGGCCUCGCUAAAUGUGGAGAAAUUGACGAGUCUAGAUAUUUGUUUGAUAAAAUGGCGUCAAGAAAUACAGUUUCUUGGAAUUCUAUGAUUAGUGGGUAUGUUAGGAAUGGCAAAUUUAAGAAGGCUUUCGAGCUUUUUCAUGAAAUGCAAGAGCAGAAAAUCAAUCCCUCUGAGUUUACUAUGGUCAGCUUGUUAAAUGCUUGUGCUAAUUUAGGAGCAAUUAAACAAGGUGAAUGGAUUCAUUUAUACUUAAGGAAAAACAAAUUUGAGUUGAAUAGCAUAGUUGUUACAGCAAUUAUAGACAUGUAUUGCAAGUGUGGUAGUCCUGAUAGGGCUCUUCAAGUGUUUAAAACUGUCCCUAUGAAAGGACUAUCAUGUUGGAACUCAAUGAUUUUGGGUCUAGCUAUGAAUGGGUAUGCAAGUGAAGCAAUUCAAUUGUUCUCCAAGCUUGAAUCUUCGAACCUUAAACCGGAUUAUGUUAGUUUUAUCGGAAUCCUAACAGCUUGUAGUCACUCGGGUGUGGUCGAUAUAGCAAAGGAUUAUUUCCAUUUAAUGACUGAAACCUACAAGAUUAAACCCUCCAUAAAGCAUUAUAGUUGCAUGGUUGAUGUGCUAGGCAGAGCUGGACUGAUUGAAGAGGCAGAGCAACUUGUAAGAAGCAUGCCUUUAAACCCAGAUGCUAUUUUAUGGGGUUCUUUACUCGCAGCUUCUACAAAGCAUGGAAACAUAGAGGCGGCGAGACGAGCAGCAAAGAGUAUAAUUGAGUUGGAUAAAAAUGAAAGCAGUAGUUAUGUGCUUAUGUCUAAUCUGUAUGCUACAUUCAAUCAGUUUGAGGAAGCAAUGGAGGAGAGGCUCCUGAUGAAGGAAAAUAAAAUAGAGAAAGAACCAGGUUGUAGUUUGAUUGAAGUGGAUGGAGAAGUUCAUGAGUUUGUAGCAGGUGGAAGACUGCAUCCAAAAGCCCCAGAGAUUUACCUUUUACUGAAUCACUUCACUUGGGAUUGCUUCUGGUAGAAACGAUUUAGUUUAUGUAAAUGUGAAUUUCAAAGAUAAAUGUUAAAAUCAUUACAAAC